GAAGGGUAGCAAUGUAAGCGAAGCCAUAACGUUGAUUUAAAUAUCAUCCAGGUGACCAUAAUAAGUCAGACUCAUAAAAUAUCAGUGUCACUGUAUUAGAUCCGGAUCGUCUGAGCUAGCUUUUAUGAUCUGCAAAUUACAAUGUGCUGCUGCCGCAGUAAAAAGUGUUUUUAACGUUGAAGAGGAGGAUGGGCUUGCUGUGCUCGGCUACAGAGAGGAGCUUCCUUUUCAUAUGCUGUAGGACGAGCCGGGAUCUUACUUUGUGAUGGUUGGAUUAAAAAAAAAACAUUGCAAGGCGAGGGAUGAAAAAGCCACGCGGUCUAUUGGGACGUAGGAAUUCGGCUAAAAGGAACACAAGGGCGCGGUGAAAGGAGGCUGAGGACGUCGUCAUGUCGGCGAACUAUUUUGUGGAUUCACUGAUAAACAAUGAACCUCAAGAGGUGCUCAAGGCCAGCGCGCAUUUCUCAGACAUGUGUUCAUCGCCAUUUUUAUCAGCAGACUGUUCACACCUUUCUUCGUGCAGCUUUGCAUCCAAAAAUGCUGUCUUCGCGUCGUCGUGGGAUUCAAUAUAUUCACAAAAUUCCGUGUUUUAUGCCAAACAUCCGGGCAUUGGCGCAGACUCGAGGUUUUUACAGCCGUGGAUUGAACCUGCAGUGAGCAGUAGAAAUUACGAGGUGAAAUCUGGUGACUUCUCAGACAUGAGACAUAAAGAAAACUCGGGUUAUUUCUACAAACCAUCGACUCCUACAAAGACUCAGCAGAUCAACUCUCUUCCACUCAACUCCGGAAAGACUAAAGAAGACAAACCCGGGUUAGAUCCCAAUAACCCCGCGGUCAGUUGGAUAAAUGCAAAGUCAACAAGAAAGAAACGCUGUCCUUACACUAAAUAUCAAAUUUUAGAGCUGGAAAAGGAAUUUUUGUUCAACAUGUACCUGACCCGAGACCGUCGGUACGAAGUGGCACGCGACCUCAAUCUCACGGAGCGGCAGGUCAAAAUCUGGUUUCAAAAUCGACGCAUGAAAAUGAAGAAAAUGAACACGGAUAUGACUCAUGGCAACAAGUAGCGCAUUCAUUAGCGACACAUUUUCUGGACAAAACUUCAAUUCUAUUGUAUAUUUUCCAGGGGAAAAUACUUAUUGUGAUAUGAUGUUAUCCAAAGUAGCAAAUGUAACAUAGCCUAAUAUUAGAUUUAAAAAGUGAAAACGUUUAAAGUCUGAAACAUGCAUAGUUUCUACAUUUGAACGUUGUAAUCUUGUUGUUGUUGAUUUUGUCAGCAGUAUUAUUCUCCUUCAGUUUGCCUUUUUUAUUACACAGUUACAAUAUGUAACUGAAAGAGCAUGUGUUUCCUUAUAACAUUAAGUAUUUCUUAUAACAAUUUUGUAUGAAAUAAACCAUUCUGCUGAUGACGAAAGCAAAUGGAGUAAAAGUGUUGGACGGCCAGAACACCUGAAGUAUUCUGAUUAAAAAAAACAACGGAAUUUUGAUUAACAUCUUUUACUGUUCUCUUCUUCUUCUUUUUCUUCUACUCAAGCCCCUUUUAUAAGAAAUAUUUUGAAAUUACAAAAUAUAAGGGGAAGUUCAUUUUACAUUGCCUUAUUAUUGUCUACCAAAAAAAUGGUUAUUUCAGAGUUGUUAUAAAUGUGAGCAGUGUUAUUGCCAUGCUGAAACUUAAGCUUCAUUACUUUGUUUUUAUGCUUACUAAUAUAAAAAAAAAACAA
This is a messenger RNA of Ictalurus punctatus (channel catfish), 1718 nucleotides long. RefSeq names its product homeobox protein Hox-C9. Gene Ontology annotation, biological process: regulation of transcription by RNA polymerase II; embryonic skeletal system morphogenesis; anterior/posterior pattern specification. Gene Ontology annotation, molecular function: RNA polymerase II cis-regulatory region sequence-specific DNA binding; DNA-binding transcription factor activity, RNA polymerase II-specific. Bases 390 to 1064 code for a protein of 224 amino acids. Lineage: Eukaryota; Metazoa; Chordata; Actinopteri; Siluriformes; Ictaluridae. The transcript has 3 exons. The record is from RefSeq and is a predicted model, not a curated record. Gene Ontology annotation, cellular component: nucleus.